AUAAGAAAAUCAGCGGUGAUGCGCUUUGGCAACCCUGGGCGAAUUGUUUCUUGUUUCAAUCCUACCAGGAGGAACAUUUAUUGAUAAACUUGCAAGAUUUAUUAAAAAUGGCAGCAAUAAGUUUAUUGAAUCCCAAAGCUGAGGUUGCUAGAGCAGCUCAAGCUCUUGCUGUGAAUAUAUCGGCAGCGAAAGGAAUUCAAGAUGUGAUGAAAAGUAAUUUGGGACCCAAAGGAACUGUCAAAAUGCUGGUAUCAGGAGCCGGUGACAUUAAGAUAACUAAAGAUGGUAAUGUUUUGCUUCAUGAAAUGCAAAUACAGCAUCCCACGGCUUCUCUAAUUGCUAGAGCGUCAACUGCUCAGGAUGAUAUUACCGGAGAUGGUACAACUUCAACAGUUUUACUAAUUGGAGAACUUUUAAAGCAGGCUGACAUUUAUGUUUCUGAAGGCGUACAUCCAAGAAUAAUCACUGAAGGUUUUGAUAUGGCAAGACAGAAAGUUUUACAAAUUUUAGAUAAAAUCAAAAUUCCCAUUAUAAUAAAUAAAGAAAAUCUUACGGAUAUUGCAAGAACUAGUCUCAGAACAAAAGUUCAUCCAAUUUUAGCUGAUAUCUUGACAGAUGUUUGUGUAGAUGCCAUAUUAGCUAUACGCCAAGAAGAUAAACCUGUCGAUUUACAUAUGAUUGAAUUGAUGGAAAUGCAACACAAAACUGCAAGUGACACUCAACUUGUAAAAGGACUUGUUUUGGACCAUGGCGCCCGUCAUCCGGAUAUGCCAAAGCAGGUAAAGAAUGCGUACAUAUUAACAUGUAAUGUGAGCAUGGAGUACGAAAAGAGCGAAGUCAAUUCUGGCUUUUUCUAUAAAACGGCCGAAGAAAGGGAAAAGUUGGUGUCAGCAGAAAGAGAAUUCAUUGAUCAGCGGGUAAAGAAAGUAAUUGCUCUCAAGAAAAAAUUAUGUGAUGGUACUGAUAAAUCUUUCGUUGUUAUCAAUCAGAAGGGAAUCGACCCCUUUAGUCUUGACAUGCUUGCAAAAGAAGGCAUUUUAGCCCUUCGUCGCGCAAAGCGACGCAACAUGGAACGAUUGGCGUUGGCUUGCGGAGGCGUUGCCAUGAAUCAUUUGGAUGAUUUGCACGAAUCACAUCUGGGAUUUGCUGGCUUGGUCUACGAGCAUGUCUUGGGUGAAAACAAAUUUACAUUUGUGGAGCAAUGCAAAAAUCCACAUUCAGUAACGAUACUGAUGAAAGGUCCUAAUAAACAUACCUUAGCACAAAUUAAGGACGCCGUCCGCGACGGUCUGCGAGCCAUCAAUAAUGCUGUUGAAGAUAAGGCGCUUAUACCGGGUGCUGGGGCCUUUGAAAUAACUACAUACAAAGAAUUAAUGGAAUAUAAAGACGAAGUAAAAGGAAAAGCACGCCUAGGGAUUGCAGCAUAUGCUGAAGCUCUUCUUAUUAUUCCUAAAGUGCUAGCGGUUAAUUCCGGAUAUGAUGCUCAGGAUACGAUAGUUAAACUACAGGAGGAAUCCCGAGUAAAUCCUGAACCCAUUGGAUUAGAUUUGACAUCAGGCGAACCGAUUAAUCCGAAAGAUGCCGGGAUUUUCGAUAAUUAUGUUGUAAAAAAACAGAUUAUCAAUUCCUGUUCAGUUAUUGCCAGUAAUCUCCUUCUUGUCGACGAGAUAAUGAGAGCGGGAAUGAGUAGUCUUAAAGGUUAAAAGGCUUCAGAAUUUUAUGUUUCAUUUUUUCAAAUGUUCAUUAUUUACAUGAAUAUUACAAGCUUUUUAGAAAUUUAAUUAUUAAAAAAAAAAAAAUAACAAUUCUGCUUCCGAAAAUAAUGUUGGCUUUUGCAUUCCUUAUAAAUUUCAUUUGUCAAGUUAUAAUUAAAAUAAAUAGAUUAAAUAAACGACAAAAUUGCA
Molecule: messenger RNA, 1904 nt
Organism: Agrilus planipennis (emerald ash borer)
Lineage: Eukaryota; Metazoa; Arthropoda; Insecta; Coleoptera; Buprestidae
Gene: CCT6
Product: T-complex protein 1 subunit zeta
Exons: 7
Coding region: 108-1703 (531 amino acids)
Biological process (GO): protein folding
Cellular component (GO): chaperonin-containing T-complex
Molecular function (GO): ATP binding; ATP-dependent protein folding chaperone; ATP hydrolysis activity
Source: RefSeq, a predicted model, not a curated record